Geosmithia morbida is the source of this 984-nucleotide messenger RNA. RefSeq names its product Lactamase B. Lineage: Eukaryota; Fungi; Ascomycota; Sordariomycetes; Hypocreales; Bionectriaceae. The transcript has a single exon. Bases 1 to 984 code for a protein of 327 amino acids. The record is from RefSeq and is a predicted model, not a curated record.
AUGGCCAAGUAUACAACGACGAAAGAAUACGACGAAAAGACGGCAUCAUCAUGGCUCAUAUGCCGUACAUGCGGGACGCAAUUCCCCAGCUCGGACAGGAACAGCACGAGGACAUGCCACAUCUGCGACGACGCGCGACAAUUUGUGCCCCAGACAGGGCAGUCGUUCACGACUCUGGACGAGCUGCGGCGCGACGGCCAUGCGAAUGUCUUUACACCGUAUCACUACAAGACCAGGGCCGGGACCAGCUCCAGCACCGGCAAUGACGAGUCGGACGCAGAGAUCAUCUUCAUCGAGACCCAGCCGAAGGUGGGCAUCGGCCAACGCGCGGCACUCAUACGCACGCAGGGCGGCAACGUGCUGUGGGACUGCCUGACGCUCCUGGACGACGAGACGACGUGCCGGGUGCGCGGGCUGGGCGGCAUCGACGCCAUGGUCAUCAGCCACCCGCACUACUACACCACGCACGCGCAGUGGGCGCGCACGUUCGGAUGUCGGGUGUACGUUGCCAGCGAGGACGAGUGCUGGGCGACGAUGCCGUGCGCGCGCAGGGUCGGCCUGACGCGGACGGCCACGGACGUGCUGGAGGGCGUCACGGCCAUCAAGCUGGGCGGGCACUUCCCCGGGUCGAUGGUGCUGCUGUCCGGGGGUCACCUGUUCGUGGCGGAUACGCUGGUGACGACCCCUUCGGGGAUGGGGGACUGGUCCGUGGACGGGGCGGGCCGGGCGCGCGGCAGACCGCCCGGGAUGAACACCUUCGCCUUCAUGUGGAGCAUACCCAAUAUGAUACCGCUGCGGGCGGAGGAGCUGGUGCGCAUGUGGGGUGUCCUGAGGGGGUACGAGUUUCGCGCGACGCACGGCGCGUUUGCGGGGACGGAUAUUGAGGAUGGGGAGAUCAGGGAGAGAGUCAGGGAGAGUAUGGCGAUACAGGCUGCUUCCAUGGGCGACGGGGCUCUGGGGUUUUCUUACGAGGGUGGCCGGUAG